GUGACGGUGUUUUUUUAUGUAACAAACGGGUGUCUAUAGGAAAGUCCGUUGUGUAUAUUGUCAAGGACCGCGGCAGCUACAGAAAUGUAUAGGCACGUCAACAGAAGAAAACCUAAAUCUACAUAACAUUUUCUCUCUUGACGCUACGAUGUCGCUCCAACCGCAAGUGGAGGACGCGGCGGAGGAGAGAAGCGCCUUCUUCAUCGGCGCCGACGCGGACACCGUUUCGGAAGAGGAGGAGGAGGACCACCAUCAACUUAUAUUACAGAAAGCCAAUGCCCUAGCAUCGGAAAACUGCCUCAAAGAAGCCAUUGACUGGUUUUCAGUGGCUAUGCGGUAUGGCCCAGUGCGACCCGAGCAAUUAAGCACUUUCGUGGACUGUAUUCUGCGCAACUUUAAGAGAAAGGCCGCUGGGCCAGAUACGCUGUCGGGCCGGAGUCAGGACGCAGGGGGCAGCUGCAGGGACAACGCGUUUGACUGUCCCAACUGUCAUAGCUUUUUAGGUGAACCUGUCACCAUAGCCUGUGGACACACGUACUGUAAAAGAUGCUUAGAGCGACGACUGCUCUCCAAAUGUAAGCUGUGUGGCGACGCCGUCAGCGGCAUAGAGAAGGCGAAUGUGAUUCUGUGCGGACUUUUAGACAAAUGGUUCCCCGGCGAGCUGAAAAAGUCGAAAACACUAUGUAAAGUGGACGAGCUGUGUCGAAGAAAACGCUACCAAGAAGCUAUAUCGCUGGCGAACGAUGUUAUCCAGUCUGAUCCAGAUUCAGCAGCGGUGGCACGGCUGUCUCGGGCGGAGGCGUACAUGGCUCUCAAACAGUACCGUCUGGCUUUGGAGGACACAGAAUUUUGUCCUGGGUCCAGCUGUUCUGCUGAAGCUUUAUUUUGGAAAGCAAUGGUGCUGCAUGAGAUGGGCCAAGUGGACGAGUCUCUCCAAGUCUUCCUCCACUGCCUGGCUGUAGACGAGGACUUCCCCAGGGCUAAAAGACAAGUGGAAAAGAUCUUGUGUGACCUGCUCUCCCCGGCUGAUGAGAACGUCAAGGUGGGCCUGAGGGAAACGACACAGAACACGUCGCCUCACCUGCGCAGUAAAACCCUUGUGUCUGAUGCUGAAGCUCCACCGCAGAGCCCAGUCCACAGACAACACCAACACCAGGUCCGCGCUGCCUCAGCACACCACCAUCCGGACGGCCAGGAGAAACGCGGGGAAAGUCUGGAGCGCCCCGUUCUGAGCCGAGCUCAUUCGCUAAGGAUGAAUGGCUCCAACUGUGGUGAGGAGGGGCUGAAGAGAGUUUGCUCUGCUCCUCAGCUGGGAGACCAGGAGAAGGCGAGUCUGCUGAAGAGGAAGUUGUCAGUGUCAGACACAGAACCUUGUGUGGUGUAUAGCGGAAGUAGCAAGCAUAAAAAACAAGGUGUGACAAAAGGCUCCAAACAACAGGCUGCCAAAGCUAAAACCCGCAGAGCUGUUCCUGUGGACCUGCUGGACCCUAAUGACUUGGAGUGCGCUCUCUGCAUGAGGUUAUUCUAUGAGCCUGUGACGACACCAUGCGGCCACACCUUUUGUAAAAACUGUCUGGAACGUUGCUUGGACCACACACCUCAGUGUCCCCUCUGUAAAGAGAGCCUGAGAGAGUAUCUAGCAUCUAGGCAGUACAUGGUGACAACUGUCCUGGAUACACUGAUCAAACAGUAUUUGAGUCAGGAGUACACAGAGAGGACAAAAACUCAUCUGGAGGAGACCAGAGAGCUUUCUGACUUGACGAAGAAUGUGCCUAUCUUUGUGUGUACCAUGGCUUACCCCACCGUGCCUUGCCCACUGCAUGUCUUCGAGCCACGAUACCGCCUCAUGAUUCGCCGCUGCAUGGAAACUGGCACGCGGCAGUUUGGGAUGUGUAUUAAUGAUCCCCAGAAAGGGUUUGUAGAUUAUGGCUGCAUGCUGAUCAUCAGGAGUGUCCAUUUCCUCCCUGAUGGACGAUCAGUUGUGGACACUAUUGGAGGGAAACGCUUCCGGGUCCUGUCCCGAGGAAUGAAGGAUGGCUACAGUACUGCUGACAUUGAGCACUUGGAGGAUACUCGGGUUGAGGACAGUGAUGAGCUACAGAGACUACAAGAGCUGCAUGAUGCAGUGUAUGAGCAGGCUCGUGUCUGGUUCCAGAACCUCAAGAUCCGCUUCCACAACCAGAUCCUGCAGCACUUUGGACCAAUGCCAGAACGAGAAGCUGAUAUCCAGGCAACUCCUAAUGGUCCAGCGUGUUGUUGGUGGCUCCUGGCUGUUCUGCCUAUUGACCCGCGGUACCAGCUCUCUGUCCUCUCCAUGACCAGCCUCAAAGAACGCCUGGUGAAGAUCCAGCACAUCCUCACAUAUCUGCAGAGCAUCCCCAACAACUAGCACUUCCUCUUCUCACCACCAAAAAAAAAAUCCUUUGGACUUUAACACAACAUUCAAGCAACCUUCUGUCGACAUUUCGCCAGCUUUUGUUUUUACUGCGUCUGAUUCUUCAACUUUUAUUUUUACAGCUGUAAAAUCCCUUCAUUUUAAACAUGUAUGUGUUAAGCUUGUACAAGAUCGGAGCAAAGCUGAAACAUCCUUGAACUGUUCAGUGAAACCAGAGAUAUGGCCAUACCACCUCAUGGAUGACACACAUUUUUUGUGUCAAAAAUUAUUUAAAAAAACGUGUUAAAAUGAAAAUAGUUAGUUUCCACUUGGUUGUUUUGCUGUUGGAGAUGACAGAGUAAUAUAUGUAACAAUCAAGUACAAAUGCACCUUCUAUAAAGAUAAUACUCUGCUUUGCAGAUGAAAACUAAGUGGAGCUGAGUUGAAGAGUCUGUCAAUGGUUAUGGUUUGUGUUGUAUCAUCCCUGGUGAGACCAGAGAAAAGGAAGUUUUUUUGUUUUGUUUCUUGGCUGCAAGAUUUAUGCUCAUAGUAGAGGAGGGUUGGGGUGAUGCUGUGGAAUAAAAUCCUAAAUGCUGAAAGUCCAAAAGGAGAUAAGAUGUGGUUUUAAGAAACCAAUGUGAAAAGAGAAGAUUUGUGAAAAACCAAGUGCAACUAAAGGCUGGUGUCUGCGUACCAAACGUGAGAGUAUUAAUCGAUUUCUUCCGGGUAUCGAGUUUUCUUCUUACCCACUUUUCCCGUGUGUCUACCAUACAUAACUUCCAUGGCUGCCUCUAAGUAGUAUCACAAGACCUUCCUGUUAAAAGAAUGAAGCCAUCUGCAUUUCUUCCCAUUUUUUCCACUUAGUUUCUUCCAUGUUGUCAUGCACAGAUUAGCCACUUUGUCCCUCUUAACAUGAGGUUAGAGGACCCCUCAUGACCUUGAAAUCCCAUCUUGAUUCUAUGCUUUUUAAAUGCUUAACUCCUCUCACAGUUAAACUUAAGUCAUAAACUUCCAAAAUGUUUGUUUGUCAUGGACCUUUGGAUAUUCUGGUAGAGUGUGAGGAGUUUUGAAAGUGUUUCUGUGGUUCUGUUAUUGUAUAUCUUCUCUCGCCCCAAUACCAAAAGACUCAGCUGUCCAUUGAAUUAACUUAAACUGAAUUAAUUUAUAAGUAAAAAAUAUAUUUGUACAUUCUGACCGUAUGUUUGUAUGACAAAUUGAAACGGGGAGUCUUGAAAUAAAAUGACAAAUCAAAACAAAUUAAGAAUAGCAUGUAUAGAUCUACAAAGCAGGCCAGUGGGUUAGCAUUAAUCUUCAUUCAAAGCUGCUCUGUCUGCUUGGAGGGGAGAGGACGGUACCUGCAGUGCUUCAGUCAGGGGACUGCAUUUGCCUUACACCAUUUUGCAUUGUGAUUGGAAUAACACAGUGUGUUGGCUUGGUUACCAUUCCUUUUUGCCAUCGUAUGAAGUAUGUUUUAAUUGUAUUUUUCUCUAAGUUAGUUUGAAGCACCAUUUGUUCACAAUGUGUAAAAAAGAAAUCUGGAAAAAACUACUACAUUUUAAGUCAAGGCUGUCAUGUAUGUAAAUCAUUUGUAAAAAGGCUUUUUGGACAGAUCUUGCUUUUUGCUCAGAUGUUUUAAGUUAUCAAUUUUCUAUAAUAAAUGCCCUUCGUUUUUUUUCAA
Messenger RNA from Thunnus maccoyii (southern bluefin tuna), 4052 nucleotides. RefSeq names its product LON peptidase N-terminal domain and ring finger 1, like (gene lonrf1). Gene Ontology annotation, molecular function: protein binding. The coding region runs from base 149 to 2389 and encodes 746 amino acids. Lineage: Eukaryota; Metazoa; Chordata; Actinopteri; Scombriformes; Scombridae. The record is from RefSeq and is a predicted model, not a curated record. The transcript has 12 exons.